AGGAAGAGAAUGUGAUGGUACAGGAGCAGAUAUUGGCUGUCCUUCUGAAGACUGAGAGCACGAGCAAACCGUGGGAAUCAUGGGGCAGUGAGGUGCAGAUGUCCUCCAGUGACCUUAAGGCACAUGGUGUCCUGGGCCUUGAUGACAGUCUUGCCUCUGCAGACACUGACAACCAGAGUGAAUGCAGGUCACCAGAGGCAACUAGUGAAACUGUGGCCUCAGAACACAGCAUGGGCCACAAUGGCCGGCUGACUGAGACUGAGUUGACUGGUCUGAUGUGCCCUCAAAGCAGCAGGGGAGAGUUGCUGAAGGAGCUGAGAGGACUGCAUGUUCUGGAUGAGCUUAUCAUGGAGGAGAACCUCAAGAUCCACCAGCUUCGACGGGCUGAGAAGCAGUGCCUUGAUGAAAAGCCCACUCAAUCUGUGGUUUCCCGAAGUACGAGCAAGGAGAGGCAGGAGUUUCUAUUAGAACUAGCAAGGGAGAAAAGGGAAGUGGAGGGGAUGGAAAAUAGCCUAGACAAAGAGAUAACAAAAGAAUGUCAACUCAAGAGGAUGAGCAGGAACAGAAAAGUAGUGAAAUGCUCAGUAAUGGAAAGGACUUCUAAACUUAACUUGGAGGACCGUGCACUCUGUGAUAAUCUUAUAUCAGACAAUAGGAGCCAACACCACAAAGUGAAGCACUUGCCAUCCUUACCCCAACACUCCAUAAACCUGGAUCCUAAUGAAUCCCUCAGUAUUACUGCAACCCCAUGUCCAGAUUAUGCCAAAACCCCUGUAUCACAAACAUGUGUUCAAAGUGUAAAUGGUCAUUCCCCACAUGUUGACGUUAAUAUAUCCGGCUGUGGUGAUGCCAUGGUAGUUGACACCCCCAGCUACUGUGAUCUUACUGAGCACAAUUCACAAGUUUUAACUCUACCACAAAUCACUUCUGAUCCCAAUGACUCUAUUGAAGAGGUUGGAUUCCAAAGCCAUGAGGGUACAGAGAAAGAUGUAAGAUCUGGGGAAGCCUUUCAAAGUUGCACACCAGAGACUACCUCCUUUAUAUGUGAAAUGUGCCCUGAACAUGGAGCAUUUGACCCAGGGGCUAAUGCCAACACCCCUGUGCCUAAACCAAGAAAGGCAUCUGUUCCUGUGAAUGAUAAAGGUCAAGAACUCAAAAUUCCAACCAAACCCAUAUAUAGAACCCUCUGCCCUGAUAGUGAUUCUGACCCUAACCCUAGGCUCACACCGCAAGUUGCGCUCAAUACUCACCUGAAGCCUAAAGAGCGAAACCUCAAACCUACAAACAGUUCUCCUAAUCCUGUUCUGAGUCCGGAUGUGAAUAAACACAGAAGUGACAACAAUGACAAACCCUUCGCUGAUCAACAGGUAUCCUUAUGUAAUGACCCUUUGGAGUUCCAUGAACAGUCAACACUAGGCGGCUGCUCUAUGGGAUCAACAUUAACGCUUGUUGACUCUGACUGUGUUCAGAUAGAAAUCCACUGCUCCCAGAAAUCUGAGGAUGUGUUAACACAUUUGGGGUCUAAUUCUGAAGAGCAAUCUCAUAUGUCUGCUGAGGUAACAUCUGGAUCAUGUGAACCAAGUGGAGCUGAUGAGUGGAGAGAAGUAGAUGUCCCUGAUGGGUUUCAGAGGUGUGGUACUGCCAGGAGAUCACCUGUCAAUCAACCCAAUCACCACAUCCCCACCAGAGACAUGACCAAUUUCAAGACCCCUAUUGUGCUGGACACAGGGUCUGGUUUGAUGAAAGCAGGGUUUGCCGAUCAGGACCUCCCGAAUACGAUAUUCCCAAAUAUCAUUGGGCUGCCAAAAUACGAGGAAAUAAUGAAUGGCUACUUGGAACGGGAGACCUAUAUUGGACAUGAGGCUCAACAUAUGAGAGGAGUCCUGGCACUGAAGUAUCCCAUGAAGAACGGAAUUAUACGCAACUGGGAUGAAAUGGAAAAGAUUUGGCACCACACAUUCCAGCAGUUGCAUGUGGAACCAGACGAUCACCCUGUCCUACUGACCGAGGCAGCCAUGAACCCACUGGCGAUCCGUCAGCGCAUGGUGGAACUCAUGUUUGAGUGCUUCAAUGUUCCUCUCACCUACGUGGCCAUGCAGGCAGUGCUGGCACUUUAUGCAGCAGGGAGAACCACAGGUGUAGUGUUUGACUCUGGGGAUGGAGUGAGCCAUAGUGUGCCAGUGUUUGAGGGAUACUGUUUACCACACGCAGUGCAGCGCUGCACCUUGGCUGGCCAUGAUGUUACAAUGCACCUUAAAAAGCUUCUGCAGGAGCAGGGGUUCUGCAUGCGCACUUCUGCCGAGAUGGAGAUUGUGAGGGAGAUGAAGGAGAAAUGCUGCCGGGUGUCCCAGGACUAUGAAUCUGAGCUAACCUGUGGAGGGUCGGCCAGCAAUGCGAUGAAUUACACCAUGCCUGAUGGCCAGGUCGUUCACCUCAGCACAGAGCGGUUCAGGGCUCCUGAGAUUCUGUUUAAGCCAGAGCUGAUUGGACGAGACCAUUACGGGAUGCACGAGAGUAUUUUCAAGUCUAUCCUUAGUUCAGACAUUGACCUCCGGCGGAGUUUUUUGGGGAACAUUGUCCUUUCAGGUGGAAAUACCCUGUUGGCUGGCCUGCCUGAGCGGCUUCAGAGUGAAAUUAGAACCAUGGUGCCUACAGACUUGGGGGAGUGUGUGCGGGUGACAAGCCCUAAGGACAGAGAUUUCUCUGUAUGGAGUGGAGGUGCAGUGCUGGCCAACUUGUCUUCCUUUGCCUCUGCUUGGAUCAGCCAAGAGGAAUACGAGGAAUAUGGCCCCCAGAUUGUUUUCAGGAAGUGCUUCUGAGCUGGACUCGCCUGAAAUGUAUGGGUGCAAGUUCUUACACAUGUGCAAUAGAGUAUAGUGCCUAGUUUCUAUGUCUGUGUUUUUUAAACCUUUUUUUAUCGUUUUCAAUUGUUGUUUUUGUACUACGUUUUUCAUUACUGAUGUUUUGCACUGACACUUCCAACGAUUUGGUACUUUGAGUGUGAUAUAAAAUUUUCUACUGUUGUCGGAUCAGACAAUACUUGAAUGUUCCGUUUUAUGCUUACUGUGGCAGAAAUCCUGUCAAAGGAAGAUUAACUUACUUUCUAGCAGCUAUAGUGCUUGUCAUGAAUCCCCUGAUCAGGAUCUGGCCUUAUGUAAAGAAAGGUGACUGAUUCUCCUCUGAAUGACUCCUAAAAAAGAGUAACUGGGAUCGGUGUGCCUCUUGAAAUAUUAGGGUGUUUUCUACCCUUUUCUCCACCUUUUAUAUUUUAUUUUUAGGAAUAUGACAAGGCACUUGAACCAGGUAUUUUGGUGAUGGUAGGGAAACCGAUCUGUUUUAUUUAAGGGCCCAUUUUGAGCAAUCUUUUCAGUUUCUGAGGAGUUACUACGACAAUGCCACUGCUCUAGCAAGGUCAAUGACCAGAACUGUAUGUAAUGCCCCCAAUUUGAGUAUAGUUUCUCAGUUCAUUUUCCUAUAUUAAGAUGAGCUUUCUAAAGUUAAUCUUGAAAUUGUCUGUAAAUAUUUCUGUUUUAAAUUGGCUUUCUAAAGUUGUCUUGGAAUAACUUAACCUAACAUGUCCACGUUACAUUUUCUGUGUCCACUUGGUGAGAUACUGUAGUUUUCCCUCCAAGACUUGUAGCUCAAUCAAUGCAGGUGAAGAGUUUAGUAUGUUGAUGCCACCAUGCCUGAAUGGUAGACUGACUGUUCAUUUUACUUAUCCAUUUGAGUUUUCCUUCUGUCUUGAGUCUGCACUUAGUGUUGAUUAGGGUAUGUUUCAUGUACCAAGUAUAAGGCCUAUAUUGCGCAAGUCCUGAAUUUAGUGUCAUUAUUCAGCUGUAUACAAUCACUGUUUAUUGUGCAUUGAUCCUUAACAUACAUUUUUGUUUGAUUUGGCCCUUGAUUCAAUGUACUAACAACCUCUAUUCUUGACUGGUAUGAUUUGUUUGUUCACAUUUAUUUAUUUUCAUAUUUGACUUUACAUGUUUGUUCACAAUAUAUUGACUUUUUUGACUUAUUAAUAUUGAGUGAUCUUUCAACUUUUAUGAAUGGGUCAUAUCUGACUUAAAUGCAUGGUUUUUCUAACUAUUUUGACAGCAAAUACCUGAACUUGAUGAGAAUGUUGACUUUUGUUUCAUUGAGGCUACCUGUUAGCCAUGUUGGCUAUGCCCUUACCAUUUUUUUGCUUUCUUUGACUUCCUAUGGAUACUAUGGACAAGCAAUUGGCCUUAUUAGUUAACUUAUUUUGAUCAACCCCAUUGUAUUUACAGUAGACUUACUAGUAUCUAGUGUGACUCACUCAUUACAUAGCUGCCCUUUGAUUUUGGCACGAUUUUUGCUUGUUCUCUUCAAUGUGUUUUUAGAACUGCCAUGUUUUUCUGCUCUAAAGAAGUGGGGUUGCCAUGUGAUCUUAAUCACAGGUCUUUUUAAAUGGAGGUCUGAAGUGUUCCCUGUGGGAAAUGGAAAGGCCCUAAGAGGGCUUAAAUUUGGAGAGGGAUGAAUAGUCGGCUCAUUUGUUAGUUCUUGGUGGUCAGAGGUAGAAUUGAAGUCCCAGCCUCGUUUUUUGAUGGUAUAUUCCAUGCUCGAGUCUUGCUAUGAUUUACUUAAACCAAGUUGUAUGUCAGGUCUUUUUUUUUUUAGAAUAAAUAUUUUUUAUUUA
This is a messenger RNA of Oncorhynchus masou masou (cherry salmon), 4657 nucleotides long. Its product is annotated as POTE ankyrin domain family member F-like. The record is from RefSeq and is a predicted model, not a curated record. The transcript has 9 exons. The coding region runs from base 15 to 2819 and encodes 934 amino acids. NCBI's taxonomy places the organism in Eukaryota, Metazoa, Chordata, Actinopteri, Salmoniformes, Salmonidae.